This is a messenger RNA of Sorex fumeus (smoky shrew), 2260 nucleotides long. RefSeq names its product ephrin A5 (gene EFNA5). Gene Ontology annotation, biological process: axon guidance; regulation of actin cytoskeleton organization; regulation of cell-cell adhesion. The transcript has 5 exons. Gene Ontology annotation, molecular function: ephrin receptor binding. Bases 89 to 775 code for a protein of 228 amino acids. NCBI's taxonomy places the organism in Eukaryota, Metazoa, Chordata, Mammalia, Eulipotyphla, Soricidae. Gene Ontology annotation, cellular component: plasma membrane; external side of plasma membrane. The record is from RefSeq and is a predicted model, not a curated record.
CGCGCUCGCCUUCCUCCCCCCUCCUUUCCCCGGAUUCCGGCUCUCUCCCGGAGCGGCGCGCCGGGGGCUCCGCCGCUGGCCGGGCGUGAUGCUGCACGUGGAGAUGUUGACGCUGGUGUUUCUGCUGCUCUGGAUGUGCGUGUGCAGCCAGGACCCGGGCUCCAAGGCCGUCGCCGACCGCUACGCCGUCUACUGGAACAGCAGCAACCCCAGAUUUCAGAGGGGUGACUACCACAUCGACGUGUGCAUCAAUGACUACCUGGAUGUUUUCUGCCCUCAUUAUGAGGACUCGGUCCCAGAGGAUAAGACUGAGCGCUAUGUCCUCUACAUGGUGAACUAUGACGGCUACAGUGCUUGCGACCACACUUCCAAAGGAUUCAAGAGAUGGGAAUGUAACCGACCUCACUCUCCAAAUGGACCACUGAAGUUCUCGGAAAAAUUCCAGCUCUUCACACCCUUUUCUCUAGGAUUUGAAUUCAGGCCAGGCCGGGAAUAUUUCUACAUCUCGUCUGCAAUCCCAGAUAAUGGAAGAAGGUCCUGUCUAAAGCUCAGAGUCUUUGUGAGACCCACAAAUAGCUGUAUGAAAACUAUAGGUGUUCAUGAUCGUGUUUUCGAUGUUAACGACAAAGUAGAAAAUUCAUUAGAACCAGCAGAUGACACUGUCCAUGAGUCAGCCGAGCCGUCCCGCGGCGAGAAUGCGGCACAGACACCAAGAAUACCCAGCCGCCUUUUGGCAAUCCUACUGUUCCUCCUGGCGCUGCUUUUGACAUUAUAGCACAGCCGCCUCCUGUCACCUGUCACAGAAAACACCAGGGUCUUGGAACACCAGAGAUCCACAUAACUGCUCAUCCUAAGAAGGGACUUGUUGUUAUUUUUUUUCUUUUUUUUUUUUUUGGUGGAUGUCAGAUUUUUUAUUUGUUUGAUUUCUUUCUUUCAGCCCGAAUUCUAAGCAACAACUUGGGGCUGGCGCAGGUGCGGGAGGCUCACCUUGUUGCUGCCUCCCUUACCCCCUACCCCAAGCCCUUCCCUGUGACUUCUCUCACCCCUUCCAAAUUAAAUGGACUCCAGAUGAAAAUGCCAAAUUGUCAUAGUGACACCAGUGGCCGUCCGCUCCUGGGCUUGCUGCUCCUCUGAGCUCGGUGGCAUGCAAGGUGUCCGCGGGCCGUGGACCAGGAACAAUAGUGGCAGAUGCAGCCAGUGACGCGAAGCCCAGGAGGGUUUUGCUCUCCAUGCAAUAUUUAUGCCCGCUCGUUCAGGACUGUAAGAGGAUCGCACAGGGCAUCACAUCCCCAUGUCAAGUCCAGCAGGGAGGUAUUAAGAAUAGACAGAAUGUUACACCAUUUCCUCUAGGAGCGGGUAAACGAACAGGCGUCUGAGAGGUUGAGACACUGGUUUUUCUAAUAUGACUGUCUUAAAGCAUUCCUGACAGCAGAGCCCGUGCCCCACAGAGCGGCCCUUUCUUCCUCUCUCGAGGCAAGCUGGGUGCCAGGAUGCUAGCACAGAGCGCACAGAACAAGUGUGGAAAGGAAGAAACCCGGGUUUGGUGGGGGUGUGUGUAUGUGUGAGUGCCUCUAAUGUUUUUGGUGACUGGGUAGUGCACCCCAGAUUUUUUUUUGUUUUUCUCCUUUGAAUACAGAUCACCAUGGUGCUACAACCUUUUUUGUUUCUUUUUUAGAAACUCAAAGAGGCAUUUUUAUGAAUAAAGUGACCUUCCCCAAGGCUGACAAGCCAGGGUUGACGAGUGCAGAAUUGGCAUAGCUCUGGCUACUUCUCUGGGGGACCGUACAUACCAAGGAGAGGAUGUCAGUGGCCAGAGGAGCAGUGAUUUGGCUUUGCUGGAGCACCAGAGUGCCGUGGCCUUUCCCCCGACUCCCACCCCAGAACCCACAUUUGGCUCUUCCUGCCACAACUCCUGGGGCUCAGACACACACCCCCACUACGCCACCAAGAGAGUCGUCAUCACGACUUGGGAGGGCUGAAGGGAAAUUUGGAAUAAAAAUUCCAAAGUUUGGAAUAAAAAACAUUCAAGCGUUGAUUUUUAUAUUCUUUCCCUUUCUGACACAGCCUGAAGCAUAGGGGGAAACGUGUGUUUAUCUGUGGGGAGAUAAACAAGAUGGAGUCCCAAAGACUUUAACAAAAUAUUUUUUUAAAAAUCCACUAGAAUAGAAAAUACAUUAUUUAGAUAUACUUUAUGCUGAGAGUGAGUAUAUAUGCUUGUCCUAUUUAAACUUGUGAGAAAAAAGUGGUAUCCCUUGAUACA